AUGACAACACAAGAUUCCAAUCAGACUCAGGUGAUUUCUGUGACUAAGAUGCAAACUGGACAUGAAUUACCUGAUGCUGCCACACAAGAGCUCAAGCCAGGAGGCAAGCAGAGCGCUGAUGGUACAGUGUAUGAGAUAGUCCUACCUGGUCCAUCUGAAAAAAGUAUUUCUUUGGCCAGUCCAGGUAAAGUUGAACUUGUAUGCAAAUUAGAUGAGAAUUCCAAUUUGAAAAAUCCUCAAGUGACUUGGAAAAAGGGAAGUGAAACAAUCAGUCACACCACUAAAACUCAGAACAGCUGGGCCAUCCAAGUGACCGUCUCAGGGAGCAGCGAGCUGGGAAGUUACACUUGUUUUCUGAAGGCUGAAAAAGAAAUCAGUGCAACGUUUCACUUGAACGUACCACCCGUUGAUGGAAGAGAAAAACCCAUGAUCGUUUAUAUAGGAGAUAUAGCUGUAAUGGUUUGUAAAACUGAGCAUAAUCCCAAGGCUUGGAGCUGGUAUAUGACCAAUGGAACUGAGCUGGUUUCCAUUGAUAAAAUUUUGCCUAAGGACAAGUAUGACAUUACGAUCCCAUCUGCCAGUAAAAGCCGUUUGGAGGUACACAGGCUCACCACGGCAGAUACUGGUGUAUAUUGGUGUGAAGCUGCUUUUGAUUUAGCGGGCAGUAAAGCGAGGUUUGACGUUAAAGUUCUGUCCAUCGCAGAACCUCUCAAACCCUUUAUAGCAGUUGUGGCUGAAGUUGCUAUUCUUGUAACUACUAUUGCCCUCUAUGAGGUGUAUUCGAAAAGGAAAGCAAAAGGAGGUGAAAAAGAGUUUGACCAAAUUGAGCAACUUAAAUCAGAAGACAACGUAGCUGAGAAAGCUUUACCUGCUGAGUGUGAUGCCCUGGGGGAUGGAGAAUCCCUGUGA
Molecule: messenger RNA, 909 nt
Organism: Serinus canaria (Common canary)
Lineage: Eukaryota; Metazoa; Chordata; Aves; Passeriformes; Fringillidae
Gene: EMB
Product: embigin
Exons: 9
Coding region: 1-909 (302 amino acids)
Source: RefSeq, a predicted model, not a curated record